AUGCCUUUCCUUUUUUCGCUUCCCUCCAACGGUCUUCGCGCUUCUCUCAAACCUCGAUUGGUCUGGACGCAAAAGCUAGAACGACGGGCAUUGGCUCGACUGCCCAAUUUCGAGUCACCGCUCUCCAAGGGACCGGCUGCUUUUGAGACAUUGUUACCGCCUCGACUGGACUGGGAUUGGGACUGUCCUGCCCGCACCGCACGUCCCGUAGACCGGGGGAACGCAGAGAAAGGGAAGAGAGAAGGAAGAAAACAACCCACGGACUUCCAACCCAGCCAGCCUCCAUCCGUCCACGAGAAGAGCGAGAAAGACGAAGAGAGAGACAGAGACAGAGACGACGACGAGCACUGUGCAACAGGCAAAAACCAAGAGACCACUCGCGUUCUGCGGCGCUACGCUACAGUACCAUGUAUUCGUACCCUUAGGUCACCAUAUCUGUUACGCACCAGCUCCGCACCGUACCUACAGACGGAGAAAGAUUUGCAGGGCCCUGCUGCUACUGCGACCGACGCCGCUCAACCUCCGGCCACCUUUCUCACUGCCCAAUUGCCCCGACGGCCUCUGGUCAGCAAUCCCAGUUACACCGUGUAUCCGCCGCCCGCCCACCCAGGCCCGGCCCAGCCCAGUGCGACACUCGACCACCACCACGUCGGUCACUUGAACCCUCCUAACCGCAACUCGCGUAAACCGGGUCGGACUCGCAUUAGAGGGAGACUUGACAGUGGGCCCCCACUCCACCGCCUGGGCUACACCACUUUACCACGAGACGCCCUUUUCCCCACAACAUCCCCAGACCGAGCUUUCACCUCCUCCCUUUUCGUCGCCAUCUCCGUCCUCCGUCGCCGUAUGACGACUGCUGGUGCCGCGAUCGGUGCCAGCCCUAUGCCACCCGUUCCGGGAAUGUCCCCCGCCGGCGAGUUCAACGAGUUCUUGGAAUACGAAGACCACCAAUUUGGUGACUCGAGUCCUUUGCCAACAAAUUUCGAUCUUUCCGCCCACGAUACCCUCACCCUAUCCGAUUUCCCCCAGUCUCUUCACGAAGUGAAAUCGCUCGAGCCCCAGGCCACCCUGCUGGCCACCGGCACCGUCGCCGCCGGCUCACCCGACUCCCUCAUCGACUCGUUCCGCGAUUCGUCCUCCGACUCUGCCUCCUCGAAAAGGACCGGCAGCUCCGCCUCUGGAAAGACGGCCUUGACCGCCGGCGACGUAAUGAUGACGGAUGGGGCUAACAUCAAGUCCGACUGGAACCCCACGCUCUUCGGCGGUCGUCCGGAAGACAACGCCUUCAUUUUCAGCGGAAAUGGCGACGCGACGUUGCCCGACGGCCUCGACUUCAACGAUGACAAGUUCAUGGAAGAGUCCUUCGACUUCGAGAGUGCGUCGAGCAGUCCUAACGCCGCCGGUGCCAUGAGUAUGGAAUCGCCAGAAAUGCCCACCAUUCACGCAAACGCACCGCAAAAAAGCAUUCCCCCGACCAACCCUAGGUCCGGAAGCCAUGGCAAGCGGAACUCACAGUACUCUAUAUCACAACCCAUGAAUGGCCUCAAGAUGACCAAUUCGAGAGAGUGCUCCCCAAUGUCCCAGAACAUGAUAACCAGUCACGAGGCGUCGCCGUCAGCCUUCUUCAACAGUUCACCCUCACCUGGCGCGCCCGACUUCUCCAACGCCGCCGCAAUGGGUGCCAUGAACCCGAAUGGCUUCUGGCCCGGCAAGCUGGAUCCUGCCGCGCAUCAGAUGGUCGCCAACAUGCCUAUGCAGCCGCAAUACCACACACACGACGGUCUUCCGGUCUCGAUGCCCCAGCAGAUGCCCAUGUUCACCCAGCCGAAUUUCGAUUUCCUCACUCGCGGCUGUCGGUUGACGAUCCACCCUACACCUUCCAAAUCACGAGUCGAAACGCAGAUUCCCAUCAAAAUGACUCUAUUCCCGCUGCCUCCCGGUAUCAAGCGCUUGCACCUCCCAGUACACACCAUCUCAAAGCCCAAGCUGCUAGCGAAGCCACCAGCCGAACGGACUCCCGACAUGUUGGAAUUGUACACCAUGCUAGUCUGCACUAGCGCAAUGCAGAACGAGGACAACAAGCGCAAAGCCUUUCAGCGCGCCGCAGCCGCCACUCACAAUCCUGUCAUGAACGCCCGGUCCGUCAGCGAUGAAGACGACGAGGAAAACAAGCCUCAGAACGGAGGUGAGGUGCGCAUCUGUGCUGGCUGUAUCACCCGCGAGCGUAAGCGGGCAGCGAGGAAGAAGAUCAAGAAAGUCGAGGAGGAGGAGAUGUGGAAUCGGGACGAGACCAGACGCGUGAUUGUUUUCAACACCCAAGAGGUCAAGGAAUGGCAGACUCCCAACGGGGUCGUCUCCGACUCGACGGUAACCGGCCGCCCGGAGCCUGUAGCACCACCCGGUGCUAUGCAGGUUGAUGCGCCGAUGCGGAUCGCUUGCUAUUGCCGCCACCACGCCGAGAAGUUGGGUUUCCAGGUCAUCUUUACCAUCAAGGACUGGCAAGAUCGGGUUGUUGCGCAGGAGAUGUCCCAGUCCAUUAUGAUCACCGACGAUCACAAGACGCAUCCUAUUCCCCAGCAUCUCAACCCCCCUGCGACGCAAGCCUCCGACAGCACCAACCUCGUGCCCAUGAUGAACGCCCCGAUGGAAACCAGCCCGCUUAGCUCGGGCGGUGCACCUUUCCGACUUUCCCAUUCGAGCUCCGAUCUCCAAAACAUGCACCGUAACUCUGCUCCUCAAUUUUCAGCUCCGACCCCGACAGCCAAACCGCCGGUUCCCGCCGCCCCCUCAACCACGGCGACCCGAUCAUUAUCGCGACCUCAGUCUCCCAAUGCACAUGGUGGGCCGCAGACCAAAAAGCGGAAGGCUAGCACUGGGUCGCGAGUACCGAUAGGGAUGGCAAUGACACGUCUGGACACAACGCCGCCGCCUUCUCAAAUGCCUGGAAACCCGGCACCUGCACCCGCCUCUGCGUCAACUUCGCCGUUUACGCCCAACCUCACCAGCUUCCACACCCCUCCCGAGACCGUGUUUGUCCAGAACGGUACCGCGCCGAUCAUGUCGCAAGCAUACGCUACUGGGCCCCCUACGCCCAACAGCAACGACCAAACCAUGUUCACCAACGCGAAUCGCUCCGCCAGCAUGGACAACGUGGCGGUUCCGAUGUUUUCGGCUCCGGCGUCGGCACACCAGAGCCGUGCAGCGAGCCCUAGUGGGCUGCGGAACGGGGUCAACGCUGUGUCACAGAACCAGUUCAACGCGAUGUCAUACAUGCCAACGAAUGCUGUUGCUCCGGCUCGGCCGCAACCGACAAUCCACAAGAUCAUCCCUAACGAAGGUCCGAAAUCCGGCGGCAUUGAGGUUACGAUCCUCGGUGCCAGCUUCUACCAGGGGCUGGAAGUGUUGUUCGGCGAUCAAAAGGCCACUACAACCACAUUCUGGGGCGAGUCUUCUCUCGUCUGCCUCCUGCCGCCAUCGCCGGUAUCUGGUCCCGUGUUGGUCACUUUCAAGCAAAAUCAGACCCAAGCCGGACCACCGUUUCCCGCGCUCUCCAAACAGAAUCAGAUGUUCAAGUAUGUUGAUGACGACGAGGAGAAGCUCAUCCGUACCGCGCUUUCGAUCUUGGGCCACAAGAUGUCUGGUCAGAUGGUUGAUGUCAAGGAACUUGCUCAACGCAUCAUUGGCCAAGGAGAUUCCAGCUGGGGAUCGGGUCCGUCGGGCAACACUGGCUUCGGCGGCAGCACAUUCACGAUGAGCACAGAGUCGCAGCUGCUGAAGUGUCUGGAGCUGAUCGACCUCGACGACAACCCUAGGAUGUCUAGGCUCGACUUGAGAAGGUCUACAGGCCAGACGAUGCUACACAUGGGCUGCGCCCUGGGAUACCACCGAUUCGUUGCCGGGCUGUUAGCACGGGGUGCCAACCCAGACUUGCGCGACAAGGGCGGCUUCACCCCGAUGCACUUGGCAGCAGUCAACGACCACGAGUCUAUCGUGCGCAGGCUGAUGCAGGCGGGUGCCGACCCCACGAUUCGAAGCCUUUCGGGACUUCGCCCGGCCGACGUCGCUCGGUCUCGCAAGGUCAUCGGGCACAUCCGCCGCUGCGAGCGUCACAUCCGCUCUCGAAGCGGUGGUUCCCUGCACAGCAGAGCCAGCAGUGCCGCGUCGCUGAGGUCGCUUUGGGACCCCUUGACCAUGUCUAGUGAAGAGUCAGCAGACGACGGCGAGGAGAGCCCCGAGUACUCGUCUGGCGAUUACGAGGACGACGAACAGGAAGAAGAAGACUCGUGGCUUGAUAUGCGCCGUCGAUCCAGCAAUCAUGCAUUUACGCCACGCCCAGACAGACAGCUACUCUCACGAGGCCGGGAUGAAGUGCAACCAGGACUUGCGUCGCCGACGAAUGCGAUCGCUUCUGCUGUCAGGGACCAGUUCUCCGCCCAGAUUCAGCAGUUCCAGCAGGCGAUGGCAAUGCAUUUCCCUAACCUGCCUCAAAUGCCCGCCCUCCCCAGAAUGCCGAUGCUUCCAGAUUACCAUGCCUACCUACAACAAAAUCCUCUCAUGGGCAGGGUUACCUCGCUCAUGCCUGGCAUGUCUGGCUCGCGGCCGGGUUCGGCAGACGACGAGACUCCCAGGCAGAUGGAUGGGAAGUGGUGGGACCUUUCGUCGUUCCGGAACAGCAACAACAACUCGGCGCCGCCGCCGGCAUACGACGAGAUCUUCCCCCAGGAGGAGCUUGACAAGAAACAAGCUGCUGCCGCUGGGGCCGCUGCUGAGGCUGCUGCCGACAUGAAGUGUGCCGCGCUCUACGAUACCCAGACCGCCGAGACGGGGGAGGCCUCCUCAAGUACAGCCCCCGUCCCAAGCAUACUUCGGAUUGGGCGCAAGAGCGCCAUCACGAAAGAACAGCAGCAAAAUUUUCUCAGGGCCCACGAGGCCAAGUUCAAGGGAAUGCGGAGCGACAAGAACCUGUGGUUCAUUUGGAUUCCUCUUCUCACAUGUAUACUGGCUGCCAUGUUGUACAGCCGUUUCCCUCACUACUUUGCCAUGGCUUGGUCAAUGCUUCAGUCUGUCGCGAGAGUCGAGCAAGUCCCUGAUAUUGUAAGGAACGUCCAGGAUCGUGUGGUUGAGGUCCUCUGA
Messenger RNA from Colletotrichum higginsianum IMI 349063, 5133 nucleotides. RefSeq names its product Ankyrin repeat protein. The transcript has 6 exons. Gene Ontology annotation, cellular component: nucleus. Gene Ontology annotation, molecular function: transcription coregulator activity; double-stranded DNA binding; protein binding. The coding region runs from base 1 to 5133 and encodes 1710 amino acids. Lineage: Eukaryota; Fungi; Ascomycota; Sordariomycetes; Glomerellales; Glomerellaceae. The record is from RefSeq and is a predicted model, not a curated record. Gene Ontology annotation, biological process: regulation of transcription by RNA polymerase II.